AGACGGUAAAGAAGAGCCCACCGAUAUGAGCGGCAAAGUAAACAUGGAGACCCAGUCCAAAGAACCUGACGGCACACCUCCUGACCCAUCGCCCUCCUCUGCUGGUGAGACCAUCCUCAUCUGCGACAGCGUCGCCAAGAAACCCCGAGCCCAGCCCCACGCCACCACCACCACAGCUCUCCUCCUUCAAGCUCCUCCUGGUCACCAGAAAGUGGAACUGACUCAAGCCCUGGCAGUGGCAAACCCAGGGAAAGGCAGCAGACCAAAUGAGAUAGCUGGCCCCACCCUGACAGCACAGGUUGGGGGGGCUUGUAGCAUCGUCCAUGUCCUGGAGUGGAAGGAGGGGAUGGCCAUUCUGCCCAGUAGCAACCUGAAGUUCUGUGUGAGUGAUGUAGGGACUCUGAGCACACUGAUAGCCCCAGGGACCACCAGCACCCCUGCUGACCCAUCAGCUGGGACCUCUGGAAGAGCCAUCGAGGCAGAAGGCCCUCCAGACAAACCAGUCCCGGAAGUGUCUGUUCCUGUCAGUGCUGUGAGAGCUGCAGCUGUGGAGCCAGAGAGGCUGGUUCCUGUCAAACCUGAGGUCCAGGUGGGGGCAGAGCAGCAGAACCAUGACCCGAGAGCACAACGGGGCUACGUGGAGGAGCUCCGAAGGGACCCCAUCCUGGACAAGAGGAGUGUCAGUGUGGAGAAGGUUCCUGCAGGCGGGAGGGUGUCCUCCCUGAACCCAGACCACCUGAAACCCAUGAGGAAGAGGAAGAGGAAGGAGUACCUGAGCCCGUCUGAGGAGGAUUCUGACAUGGAGUGCACGGAUGAGAAGAUGGAUUAUUCUAAAGCUGAUUGCCGGCACAUCAGAGGAGGAGGAGACAGCAAGACUGAGCAAUGGACGUGGGCUCAGUAUCUGGAGGAAACCAAAUCUGUUGCUGCUCCUAACAAACUCUUCCAUCAGGCACAGAGAGUUCCCACCGUGAAGAACGGCUUCAAGCAGGGGAUGAAGCUGGAAGGCAUUGACCCGCAGCAUCCGUCUAUGUACUUCGUUCUCACUGUGGCUGAGGUGUGCGGUUACCGGCUGAGGCUCCAUUUUGACGGUUACAGCGACUGUCAUGACUUCUGGGUGAAUGCCAACUCUCCCGACAUCCACCCCGCAGGCUGGUGUGAGAGCACCAACCACAAGCUGCACACCCCUAAAGGCUGUAAGGAGGAGGAGUUCACAUGGAACAACUAUCUGAGGAUGACUAAAGCUCAGGUUGCCCCCAAAGAACUUUUUGCCAGUCCUGGCAGGAUGGAUGUGAAGUGUGGUUUCGAGACAGGAAUGAAGCUGGAGGCCGUCGACCGGAUGAAUCCUUCACUCAUCUGUGUCGCAACUGUCACAGACGUGGUGGACGACCGCUUCCUGGUUCAUUUUGACAACUGGGAUGAUACAUAUGACUACUGGUGUGAUGCCAGCAGCCCGUAUAUUCAUCCUGUCGGCUGGUGCCAGGAGAGGAACCUCCCACUAACACCACCCCAAGUGUUUCCCGCUGAUCCAGAUUAUCCCGACCCAGGCCAGUUUACCUGGACGCGGUACCUGGAGGAGACCGGUUCUAAGGCUGUGGCUGCUGAUGCCUUUAAAGUGAGGGCUCCUCACAGCUUCCAGCCUCAGAUGAAACUGGAAGCUGUAGACAAGAGAAGCCCCGGUCUGAUCAGAGUGGCCACAGUGGAAGAAGUAGAGACUCAUCGCAUUAAGGUUCAUUAUGAUGGUUGGAGUCAUGUCUACGAUGAGUGGAUGGACUCAGAUCACCCAGACAUCCACCCAGCAGGCUGGUGUGAAGCAACUGGUCACCCUCUGAAAGUUCCCCCUCGGGACACUAAAAGUCAGCAACCGCACGGUGUGAGAGAGCCUCCCACUACGGGCCAGAACCCCUAUCCGACCACGGUUCCCUGCAAACCCAUCAGCCACCCCAGAACCAACAAGUACAGUUUCCACAACAGGAAGUGUCCGACUCCAGGUUGUGAUGGUUCGGGUCAUGUGACGGGCCGGUUCACGGCCCAUCACUGCAUAUCGGGCUGCCCGCUGGCGGAGCGGAACCAGGGAAGGCUGAAGGCCGACCUGUCGGAUUCUGAGUGCAAGAGGAACCUCUUCUUUGGCCAGAGGACUAAGAAAGCUCAUUACCGUGGCAGGAUUGGCCGUCCACCCAAAUACAGAAAGAACCAGCAAAGGGACUACCAGAGCAUGUCUUCAGACGGAGGCUAUCCGUCCCUCUUCGUGUCCGCUCUGAGCGGCCAAUCGGACCGAACCCUCUCUCUCUGCUGGGAGCAGCACUGUAAGCUGCUACCAGGGGUCCAGGGAAUCCACGCCAGCCAGGUGGCAACAUGGAGUGUUGAGGAGGUCUUCAGGUUCGUCCAGAAUUUGAUUGGCUGUGAAGAUCAGGCUCGUCUCUUUAAAGAGGAGAUGAUUGAUGGGGAAGCUUUGCUGCUGCUCACCCAGACCGACAUUGUGAAGAUCAUGAGCAUCAAACUAGGGCCUGCCCUCAAGAUCUCCAAUGCCAUCCUCAUGUUCAAGACCACAGAUGAGGGGCUCAAGUGAUAUCACCCUCCCUCACUAGAGGAGAUCAUCGUGUGCCAAAUCCAUUCUGUAGCAGGGG
Cyprinodon tularosa is the source of this 2624-nucleotide messenger RNA. RefSeq names its product L3MBTL histone methyl-lysine binding protein 1 (gene l3mbtl1). The transcript has 21 exons. Bases 26 to 2566 code for a protein of 846 amino acids. The record is from RefSeq and is a predicted model, not a curated record. Gene Ontology annotation, biological process: regulation of DNA-templated transcription. NCBI's taxonomy places the organism in Eukaryota, Metazoa, Chordata, Actinopteri, Cyprinodontiformes, Cyprinodontidae. Gene Ontology annotation, molecular function: protein binding; zinc ion binding. Gene Ontology annotation, cellular component: nucleus.